Paramecium pentaurelia is the source of this 1059-nucleotide messenger RNA. Lineage: Eukaryota; Ciliophora; Oligohymenophorea; Peniculida; Parameciidae. The record is from the annotation of a GenBank genome assembly.
AUGAAUUAGUAAAAGCCAUUUGCUUUGACUUAUUUUUGUUUAGUAAAUAUAAAUUAAAUUAAACAAUCUGUUAAGCACACAAUAAAUUCUGGAAAAUCUAUUAGAUUAAGAGAUUUGAUAUUUUGGAUUUUAAAUAUUAAUUUUACAUAUUUUAUUAGUAAUCCAACUUUAUUAGUAUUCAUUUAGGGUAAUUAUAGGUUUUAUUCCUAAAACUGUUGGAAAAAGUGUAAUUGUUAGAAGUAAAUGGAAUUAAACAUAAUUAUUUUGAUUUUAAUAGAAUUUGGUUCCAUCUAACUUAAAACAGUCAAUAUCAAAUUCUCAUCUAUUAAUUUUUAGAUUAUAUUAGUUGUAAAUAAAUUAAUAGAGAUUAUUCAAUUUAUUUUACUGGAUAUGACUGACCCUUUUAUGAAAAAAUAAAUGAUUCAGACAUCACAGAAGCAUCAGAGUAAAUUAAAGAAAUUAUAAAAUUUAUUAUCACUUUAUGUUUUGAUCAAAUUAUUUUCUACGAACUAACAAGAAUACAAGAAAUUCCUAUUAUUAAGAGUUAUUGUAGCCAAUAGUAAAUUUAUGCUAACCAAAUUAAACUACCCAUAAAUAAUAUAAAUUAUUCAAAAAAAUCUAUGCGCAUUUCAUUAUUAAGAAAAUAUUAAUAAUUAUUGCUUCUUAUGUUUAAAUAUAGAUGAUAAUAUAAAUGAUUAUCGUUAAUCUCCAAGAUAUAAAAUAAUUCCUAAAAUUAACAAAGAUUUAGAAAAAUUAUUGAAUUUGGAAAUGCAUUUGAUAAGUUGUAAUUAAAUCUAUAUUGUAAUAUUAUAUUCCAAUAUUUGGUUAAUUCCAAAUUUAGUUAAAGAAAAAAUAAAAAUUCCUUCAAAUAUUAAGUAGUUGAUGAUCCAACUUAUUUAGGAACAUUUUUAAGCUUUUAUAUUAUAUUUUCAGAAAUCAAUAGUUCAUAUGAUAUUAUUAUCCUUAUCUUAGAAUUUAUCCAUAUCACACUGCUUAUUAUUUAAUUUCUUAUAAUAUUUAUAUAAAUAAAACAAUUCAAAAAUAAUAUUUGUAAAUUGA